AUGGCCGAAGACAAUCCGAUUGGCAUUCUUCGAAUUACGGUCAAGAGAGGUAUCGGUCUCGCCAUUCGUGAUAUGAAAACGAGUGAUCCUUAUGCCGUCAUCAAGAUGGGUAAACAGAAAUGGAAGACUCGUGUUAUCGAGAACGAUGUCUAUCCCGAAUGGAACGAAGAAUUUAGUAUUCCCAUUCACGAUCCAGAUGUUCUGAUUAAGCUGACAGUGUACGACCAUGACAACUUUACCUUGGAUGACAAAAUGGGAGAUGUAGAAUUAGACAUCAAACAGUUUAUCCACGUUUCGCAGACCCAACUUCGGAAAAACCUUCCGAGUGGCACCAUUCUAAAGAAAAUACCACCCGGCCGAGCAAAUUGUUUGUCGGAAGAAAGCCAUAUAACGUGGGAAAACGGAAAGGUCAUUCAACGUAUGUUUCUCAGAUUGCAAAAUGUCGAAUGUGGCGAAGUCGAACUCGAAUUUAACGGCUUCGAUGAACCUGGGGCCAGCAGCACUUAA
Molecule: messenger RNA, 507 nt
Organism: Cynara cardunculus var. scolymus (artichoke)
Lineage: Eukaryota; Viridiplantae; Streptophyta; Magnoliopsida; Asterales; Asteraceae
Product: protein C2-DOMAIN ABA-RELATED 4-like
Exons: 3
Coding region: 1-507 (168 amino acids)
Source: RefSeq, a predicted model, not a curated record